AUGGCCUCCAUGGGGCUGCAGGUGUUGGGCAUUGCCCUCUCCGUCAUCGGCUGGUUGGCCUCCAUCCUCUGCUGCGCCUUGCCCAUGUGGCGGGAGACGGCCUUCGUGGGCAACAACAUCGUGGUGGCCCAGAUCAUCUGGGAAGGGCUGUGGAUGAACUGCGUGGUGCAGAGCACGGGGCAGAUGCAAUGCAAGGUCUACGACUCCAUGCUGGCCCUGCCGCAGGACCUGCAAGCC
Messenger RNA from Tauraco erythrolophus (red-crested turaco), 237 nucleotides. The record is from RefSeq and is a predicted model, not a curated record. Lineage: Eukaryota; Metazoa; Chordata; Aves; Musophagiformes; Musophagidae.